Exophiala spinifera is the source of this 3024-nucleotide messenger RNA. RefSeq lists its product as uncharacterized. The transcript is spliced from 4 exons. Lineage: Eukaryota; Fungi; Ascomycota; Eurotiomycetes; Chaetothyriales; Herpotrichiellaceae. The record is from RefSeq and is a predicted model, not a curated record. Bases 1 to 3024 code for a protein of 1007 amino acids.
AUGGAUAAGGUGAAGGCCGUACUACAUUCCAAUAAACAAGAUCCAGACGGAUCUACAAGUGUAGGUCCUACUGGUCGAAUGACUGGACAGGGAUCUCAUUUUCCAAAGGCAGAAGACACGACCUCUUUCGCCGGAGUCCCCGGCUCGGCCACGAAACAAUCAGGUCAACUCAACCCCGACGACGAAAUCGGGACUGCUGCCAUUGGGACGACCUCUACCUACAGCUCACACCAUCUUGCCAAAGGAGACCCUGUCGGCAACGUCAUUGAUUCCCACUCAGCAGAUCCUACCACUUACAAAACGCCCGAACACAUGUAUGGUUCCUCCAGUAUUGGGGUGCCCGAGGGCGCAGCGGGAACAGCAGCAUCCCUAGCCUUCAACAAAGACCGACAACACAGCACUUCCCAGAUUCCGGGUGCUUUCCCAAAGGACGAAUCCUCUCCACAGGAUUCUACUCGAGCAGCUUCAGCAGCGACGUCGGGCUUCGCUGGGUCCGGAGCUACACGAGAUCCUUAUGGUUCAAGAGGUCUCGAAGCUGCUUCGGGAGGCGCGGCAGGCACUGGCGGUUCGAGUGCUCUGGGUCAGGGCAUCUCUGCAGCCACAGCUGGAGCGGCCGCUGCAAAUACGUCUUCUCAUCAAACAACUCAUGACGUUACCACAAUUACGCCCUCGGGUCUCACAUCAACCUCGUCACCCGCCGAUCGCUUCGCUGGGUACGGUGCAACCGAGGAGGUGAAGGUCCCCGAUGAAGCUGCGCAUAACCAAACCUCUUCAUCAGACCCGGCCGCCACAGGAUCAAGUCAGGCUGGUGCAUUUGGGAAGAUUCUCGGAGCUAUGGGCCUCGGAGCCGCAGCUGGAGGUGCAACUGCAGCUGGAAGAGAAGAUGCGAAGCCUGAUAUCGUUGCAGGCACCCCAGAGCAGCCAACAACUACAACAGGACUGACUUCAUACACUGCUCCUACCGAGUCUGGACCAAGUGCAGAAAAUUCACAACCGCCAUCCUACCCUCGCAAGGAGAGUAUCCCAACCAGUGCCUAUCCUGCCGGGAAAGAUUCUCCUGCUCCCAUCAAUCCUCCCGUAGGCGGCACAGCAGCUGCUGCCAGUGAGCCCGAGCAUACGUACUAUACCGGCCGCAACGAAGGUUUUGCUGUUGCGGGCAUCGGUGCGGGAGCUUUGGGGACACAUGAACUUGGGAAGCAUAGGUCAGAGCCAGGACAAAUCAACGAGUAUAACAUUGGCACGGGAGUCCAGAGUACGGCUCCCGCAGCGCCGUACGCUCCCGCGACAAGCACUAGGACUGAACAAGGAAUGGAUCAGAGUCAAACCUUAGCAACAGGAUACAAUGACUCCACCCCGGAGAGGGACUCAAAGGGCUAUGGCAAGACCGCCGUUACCGCUGGUCUUGGGGCGGGUGCAGCUACUGCAGGUUCUUAUGCUCUCGGACAUGAGAAGAACAAGCCGGAGACCGGAGACUUUCGAGCAGAGAAGCCUUACACAUCUACUGAAUCUGCAACUGAGCCUUCCACCACCACUUCUCAACUGCCCGUCCGCGAAAAGGACGAUGGCCCAGCCACAUCCUCGGCGUCCGCAGAAUAUCCCAGUGGUAGGACUCAAGCUACAGAAGAUGGUCACACCGCUCGCAACGUAGCUCUAGCGGGUGCUGCUGGCGCGGGGGCUGGCGCUUAUGGGGUCCACGAAUAUAACAAACAUCACACUGAGGAAGAUCCAACAUUAGGGCGCCAAGCACCAGCUACCAGAACUAAGAACACUCCUGUCACUGCUUACUCGCAGAACACGCAGGAGAAGACAACCAGGACGGAUCCAAGAACGGACUCUGAUCAGGAUAAGAGCCGUACCAGCCGAGAUGCUGCAUUAGCCGGAACAGCUACUGCUGGAGCUGGAGCUGGUGCCUAUGGUAUUCAUGAGCACGAUAAACCUCGUGUAGAUCAAGACUCAUCCGCAGGUCGCCAAUCAGCUACUACUAGCAGUAAUGACCCCAGCACUGCAGUCAACGACACGAAGGCAACUCCUGUCGCAACUUCUUCCGGACCGACCUCGCAGAAAGCCACCAAAGGUGUCCCAACUGCAGCCGAGGAGGAGAAGAGUCAUACCGGCCACAAUACCGCUCUAGCUGGAGCCGCCGGUGCCGGUGCCGGGGCUGGGGCUUAUAGUGCACAUGAAUACAACAAGCACGAGGGUGAAGAAGACGCCGCCCAGGCCGAGGCUCGACGACAAAAGGAUCUGGCCGAGCAAGAGGCUGCUCGUCAAAAACAGUUUGAGAAGGACCAAAAGGCAGCCGAGAAGCUGGCUCACAAAGAGGAGAAGCAACAUCAGAAGGAGGAAAAGAAGCGCCAGAAGGAACUUGAGAAGGAGGAAAAGAGACACCAGAAAGAAAUCGAGAAAGAGGACAAGCAUCAUGACAAGGAGCUUGCCGCUGCCGAGGUUGAACGUGAAAGACAGGUAAAAAAGGAGAACCAAUCGCGCGCUGAGGCUGUGGAAGCCGAAACGGCUCAAAGGCACAAGGAAGAUACAGCGGCCGCUGCAGUCGGUGGAACCGCUGCCGUUGCCGCUUAUGGUGCCCAUGAGCACGACCAAAACACAGACGCACAGAAGCACCAUGAACAAGAAUCCCUCGGAAAACAGUCGGCUGGUUCGGGACGUCCUGCUGUUGUCACCGAUGAGUCUGGUCAUAAUGUUUUGCAUAAAGAUCCGCCCAAGGAGAAGAAGCCGAAUAUCUUCAAACGCAUCUUCAAACGACGCAAGAACAAGGACACGGGUGAAGAUGAGGAAUACAGCACUGACGAGGAGGAUCUCAGUCAUGACGCUCCUGAUGCAGGGGUUGUCGGUGCUGGAGGUGGAGCUAGUGCAACUGAUGCCGACGCCGCUCGUUACGAGCGUCGUUCGACUACCAGCACCAGCACAGGAGGGCAUCAUCGAAAGUCCUACGAAGAACAGAGCGGCGGUCUCCAGAAGCCUUCAUACAACCCGUUCUCCAAGCAAAGUUCCACAUCGGCAACCACUUGA